ACAUAUUCUUCGUCUUUCUUCACUUUACAGUUUUUAGAAACCCUAACUUAGCUUACGUUGUUUUCUCAUGCCUGAUAUAGAAUAGAGACUCAUUCCUGUAGCCUUGAAUUCCCUGCAACGUCGGUAGGAGUGAAAGUGGAAGUGGGAUUAGGUUAAGUUAGGUAUGAGGGAUACUGGGAAUCCGGUUUCCAAUGCAAAAUGGUAUGUGUAGUAUUAGUAUUUGUAUGGGCUGAAAGGCGGGAUCUGUCGUGAUCAAAUAUAUGCGGGCGAAGUUUGUCAGGAGAGAUGACAUGCAUUGAUUUAUGCAUCACAAGUUUUGGAGGUCUCUUUCAGGGGAAAAGUCUUUGCUGGCUUCCACCCUUGAAUCAUUGCCGAUGCCAUUUCUGGUUCGGCUAGGAGUAUUUGCAUCUGUAGAGGAAAAGGAGAUUUGCCCCCUCUCAGAGAAACCCAGAAUCCAGAACAUAAGGGACAGGAAUUUAUAGUUGCAAUAAAGUUUAUUAGAGACAUCAGAUUUCUACCGUUCAUAAUAAUUAGGUCUGUAGAUACCUCACAAUGACAACGAAUGCCACAAUGAUCAAGCCAAGUGCACAAACUUUGAGGCAAUAAUGGCCUGAAGAUGAAGAAAGAUGUGAAAUUUUCUACUUGGGCUUUGUUCUAUACAGGCUGUAAUGAUGCGAGUUUUAUCAAGGUCACAGUUUGAAAUCAGAAAGGUCCAGUGAAGAAGAUGUAUGCAAGGAAUGGUGCAAAUGGUGGAGAGGAGGCAGAGGGAUUUAAGCAAGAGAAUGGGUAUCUCGUAGGAACACCAGGCUGGAGCUGCACUACGUUGUGUGGCGUGGAGCACAGCACCAGCGAUGUAGAUGGAACUUUCUUUCCACCAUCUGCAGAUCAAAAUCAAAGCAGCAAACAUAAAAAUCUUUCAGGUAGUGAUUUUUGCAGCGAUAUUUUCAGUGGGUCUGAAAAUACCCGGAUAGGCUUGUGGAUUCCUCGAUUUGUGACACCAGGCAUGGGAAAUCUGGAUGUGCAAGCAGAUCGGGUGACAUCUAAUGUUAUCCAGCUCAUGGAUUCCACAGCUGGUCAGAGCGAGAAGAAGAAAGCUACGGCUGCGAGGAAAAGCAAACGUUCUUCUAAAGGCAGUGGGACUUCCAGUAACAAGGAUCUGAUGGAGGUGUACAGAAUUAGUCGGCCUUCUGGUAGCAAGGAUCGGCACAGUAAGGUUGCUACGGCAAAAGGGCCCAGAGAUAGAAGAAUGAGAUUGUCCGUUGAGACCGCCGUCAAAUUCUUCCACGUACAAGACAGGCUUGGCUUUGACCAGCCUAGUAAAGCAGUGGAAUGGCUCAUUGAGAAAUGCAGCUCUGCCAUUGAUGAACUUCCCCACAUAUCUCACUCAGAAUCGCUCCCAGAUUUUAAGUCCUUAUCAACGCCCAUGAAUAGUGCAGCAGAGUUGAUAAUGAAUUGUGAGCGAGAUCAGCGUAAAAGAGGUAGAAACUCCAAACUGAGUAGUUGUUCGCCAAAUGUCAAGGAGCUGAAAACAAAGGCAAAGCCGGAGAGAGAUCAGGAAGGAAGUAAACGUAAAAGAAGAGGGCAAGCUAAGGUUUCAAGUGAAGUUAAUCAAAAGGCAGUGGAGACGAUGAAUUUUCGGCAAGGUCUUUUGCAUAUGCAUUGCCAUGAUUUGAGCGGGAUUGGAAGGUUUGAAAGCAGGCACAAAACUCCAUAUUUCAAUUGUGCUCAGUACUCACCCGAAAUAGUGUUUCAGUCCUACCCAAGCAGUAGCGUGCAAUCAGCCGAAUCGUUCUCAGGGCGAGAUUCCACUGCUACAACAACAACAACAUUUUCUGUGCCUUCUUCAUGCCCAUUUCCAAGAGUAAUGCCGUCCAUCAGCAUUGACCCACAAAGCACCAUAUCCGAAUUUUAGUCUUAUUCGUAGAUCAAAGAGAGAAAACCUAAAUGAGCUACUAAACAAUGCAAACAAUCCGGGCUUUUUGAAUAAGGUAUGCCACUGUAGAUAGUUUGUAAGAGCAAAAUUCUUUGGGUUUCCGACCAUACGAAUGCUUUCUACUAGCUCACCUUUUUUGUGCUGACAGACAUGUCAUUUGUACUCGUUUUAUUUAUGUUAACCGUGCAAUUGCUUGUUUCUUUUGAA
This is a messenger RNA of Cryptomeria japonica (Japanese cedar), 2140 nucleotides long. RefSeq names its product transcription factor TCP12. Gene Ontology annotation, molecular function: sequence-specific DNA binding; DNA-binding transcription factor activity. The record is from RefSeq and is a predicted model, not a curated record. The transcript has 5 exons. Lineage: Eukaryota; Viridiplantae; Streptophyta; Pinopsida; Cupressales; Cupressaceae. Gene Ontology annotation, cellular component: nucleus. The coding region runs from base 725 to 1912 and encodes 395 amino acids.